Symbiodinium natans is the source of this 1233-nucleotide messenger RNA. Lineage: Eukaryota; Dinophyceae; Suessiales; Symbiodiniaceae. The record is from the annotation of a GenBank genome assembly.
AUGGAGAACGCACCGAUGGAAAAUACGGACAUGGCAUCGCAGGCCGAGGGCAAGCAGUCCCUUCUUGCCAUUGCUUAUGUGCUUUUGGUCCCAUACCUGUCGAUGGAUGCAUUCCCAUGGCUCACUCGUGAGGAAACAACACUUUUUCUCGACCUUUUCGAUUUUCAUUCCUUGAGCUUGUCCGGUCCCAAGUCCGGACGACGUGUCAAGUGUGACGCGUCGGGGGUGAGGGUUGCGACAGAUGCCCCACUGUCGCGGGAGCCUGUUCACAGACUCCAAUAUGAGCGCUUCCGGGCGAAGCCAGGGGCCAGACACCAACUUCAAGCGAGCGACUCAGAUUUUUCCACAUUGUUCCAGAGGGCAAUGUUGAGGAGAGCUGUCAGCACAUUACCAGUAAUGGGCAUUGUGUACAGGUGUCAACAAAUGGGAGUAGCGGCCACCGCUGUCCCUCAACAUGGAGAUGGCAUGACCCAUGGGUGGACUGCCAAGCGAGCUUAUCGGAGAGCCAGGCACAGAGCCGGCAUUUCUGGAGGAACAUGGUACAACGGAAGAUGGCAUACUGCCCAGUCCCUAGGAGCCAUCGCCACCACACCGAUGACACCGAAAACGCGAACCAGUCCAACGCGCUCACCCCAGAGCUUGUCCAAUCGGCUACGCAUUUGUUCGCACAAUGUUGGCAUGCUUUCAACAGAUGCACACGAUGAAUUGAUGUCCUGGUUGCAAAUGAAACAACACCAGUACGAUGUGAUUUGCAUUCAAGAAACGGGGUGGUCCCUGGAACACAUAUACGUGAAUGGACCAUGGUACGUGGUUAGCUCGGGACACUCGACAGAUAGGAAUAGCGGCGUUAUGGUGCUCAUCGCUCGCAGACUUCUUCCAUCUGAUCGUAUCCGUUAUGCGGCCAUCAUCCCGGGCAGAAUUCUACACGUCAAACUGGAGUUCUCCAAUCACCAUGUUGAUGUUUUAAAUGUAUACCAACACCCCUGGAAUACUGCGGCCACCGCGUCCAGAGUUCUUCAUCAACGAGACCAAAUUUGGACCAAAUUGAAUCAUGCCAUUGGGCAAAUGGCGAUGCGAAACACACUUCUUAUCUGCGGAGAUUUUAACACGCCCUUAAGCAUGUCUCCAGGCAGAGUGGGCUCGGGUAUCCUUCAGAAACCUUCGCCACCGCCGGAUACGUCAACUUUUGAUGCCAUACUGGAAACACACAACCUCGUGGCCUUGAAUACAUAG